Messenger RNA from Plutella xylostella (diamondback moth), 1578 nucleotides. Its product is annotated as facilitated trehalose transporter Tret1. Gene Ontology annotation, biological process: transmembrane transport. The record is from RefSeq and is a predicted model, not a curated record. Lineage: Eukaryota; Metazoa; Arthropoda; Insecta; Lepidoptera; Plutellidae. Gene Ontology annotation, molecular function: transmembrane transporter activity. Gene Ontology annotation, cellular component: membrane.
UCUUCAGUUAAAAAGUGAAACACAGGGGAAACGGAAGUAGUAUCUUGUUAGAAUUUAAUAUGGAAUAAUUAAAAUUAAGUGUAAAAAAAAUCAUUAGAUGUAAAUAUUUUAAAGUGUGUAGAUAAGUAUAAAAAAUAGGUCAAAUAAAUUUAAUGUCUACCAAUAUCAAAAUGCAAGAAAAAGGUGAAACCAUAACGGCACUGAAGGGUUCAACAUGUUCACAGUGGCUUACAGCAAUUCUAGUAAAUGGAGUCAUGUUCAUAUAUGGGGUGGGGGCCGGGUGGGGUUCCCCCAUGGGCAAGGUUCUUCAGGGCCCAGACACGCCGAUGGACAAGCCCAUCACUGCUGAGGAGCUAUCCUGGUGCGUCAGCAUCGUGGCUUUAACUGCUGGCUUCAUCUCGCCUUUCUACUCUAUGUUGGCCGACAAAUAUGGCAGACGAACCGCUUUGAUCCUCGUCAGUUUUGUGCAAUUGGUAGCAUGGACCAUGACAUUCUUCUCGACCACUGGAUGGCAUCUGAUCGUAUCAAGGGCUGUGUGUGGUAUAGCCAAUGCUGGCGCUUACGUCAUUACCCCAAUGUACAUCAGAGAAAUCAGCGAAGACCACAUAAGAGGAAGUUUAGGAUCCUUGGUCAGCCUGUUGCAAAAUAUUGGAAUACUGAGCAUGUUUGUAAUGGGGACGUAUCUAAACUACAAUUUAACACUUUGGAUCAUUGUUCCUCUUCCCUUGCUGCUCAUGUUGGCAUUGUUCAAAGCGCCUGAGUCACCGUCGUUCCUGGCUAAACAAGGGAAGACCAAGGAAUUAACUGCAACAGUUGCAUACCUGAGAGGUUUGAGCAAAGAUAGUGCGGGCACUCAAGCUGAAGUGAAGAACCUAAUGAAUGGAGCUGAAUAUUUCAAAUCAUUGCCCGAUAUAACGUUAUAUUCUAUAGUGAAGAACAGAGUGUACCGUAAAAUCAUCGCUUUGGUGGUCACCAUGUUAACGGUUCAGGCGUUAAGCGGCAAUUUUGCCGUGAUAUCGUAUGCUGCCAUCAUCAUGGCGGAAUUCAAAGUGACCAUCAACCCUGACCUGCAGACCAUGAGUUUCCCAGUCGUCAUGAUAGCUGGCGCCAUGGUGUCCAUGACAUUUGUGGAGAGAUUCGGAAGACGGCCGCUGAUGGUCACGACAGCGACCACCAGCUCGCUCUGCUUCGUGACCCUGGGCACGAUCAUGAUGCUGCAACAGAACGGCUACUCGGUGCCCGGCUGGCUGCCCGGUGUUGUCAUCAUCGUGUCGGUGUUCUCUUACUCGUCCGGAGUGGCGCCUCUGCCCUAUGUGGUUAUGGCGGAAAGUCUCAACUUUCAGAUACGAUCCAGGGUGAUGGGCUACAUGCUCUGCUACGGGUGGUUGAUGUCCUUCGUCCAGCUGAAGACCUUCGCUCCGGUGUCCAUGAUGCUAGGAAUGCAUUCUACGUUCUUCCUCUUCGCGGUCAUUAACAUCGUGGGGGCUAUUGUCAGUGUGCUGUUCCUUCCAGAAACCAAGGGCAAGACCACGGAACAAAUUGAAGAGUCUUUUAGAAAUAAAUGAGUUUUUGAUACAA